AUGCAGUGGGGUGCCGCGCUGUGCCUGCGCCUGUGGCUCUGCCUCGGACUGCUCGACAACGAGCGCCUGGCCAGUGGCUACUCCAUGACCCCGCCAACCCUGAACAUCACGGAAGAGACAUAUGUCAUCGAUUCCAGUGACAGCCUGUCCAUCUCCUGCAGGGGGCAGCACCCCCUGGAGUGGGCCUGGCCCGGGGCUCAGGAUGUGCCAGCCCCAGAGGAGAAGGAUGGUGAGGACACGGGGACCGUGCAAGACUGUGAAGGCACAGACGCCCGGCCCUACUGCAAGGUUCUGCGGCUGCAGGAGGCCCACGCCAAUGACACAGGCAGCUACCGCUGCUACUAUAAGUACAUCAAGGCUCGCAUUGAGGGCACCACUGCGGCCAGCACCUACGUAUUUGUGAGAGACUGGCAGCAGCCAUUCAUCAACAAGCCAGACACACUCCUGGUCAACAGGAAGGACUCCAUGUGGGUGCCCUGCCGGGUGUCCAUCCCCGGCCUGAACGUCACACUGCGCUCGCAAAGCGCGGCACUGCAACCUGAUGGACAGGAGGUGGUGUGGGACGACCGCCGGGGCAUGCGGGUGCCCACCCCUCUGCUGCGCGAUGCUCUGUACCUGCAGUGUGAGACCAGCCGGGGCGGCCAGGCCUUCCUGUCCAACCCCUUCGUCGUGCACAUCACAGGCAACGAGCUCUAUGACAUCCAGCUGUUCCCCAAGAGAUCGCUGGAGCUGCUGGUUGGGGAAAAACUGGUCCUGAACUGUACCGUGUGGGCCGAGUUCAACUCAGGUGUCACCUUUGACUGGAACUAUCCAGGGAAGCAGGCAGAGCGGGGUAAGUGGGUACCAGAGCGGCGCUCCCAGCAGACUCACACAGAGCUCUCCAGCAUCCUCACCAUCCACAACAUCAGCCAGCGUGACUUGGGUCCCUACGUGUGCCAGGCCAACAAUGGUAUCCAGCAGUUCCAGGAGAGCACUGAGGUCAUUGUGCACGAGAAGCCCUUCAUCAGCGUCGAAUGGCUCAAGGGUCCAGUUCUAGAGGCCACAGCAGGAGAUGAGCUGGUGAAGCUGCCUGUGAAGCUGGCAGCAUAUCCCCCACCGGAGUUCCAAUGGUACAAGGACAAAAAGGCCGUGUCCGGGCGCCAUAGUCCCCAUGUUCUGGUGCUCAAGGAGGUGACGGAGGCCAGCGCAGGCAUCUACACCCUGGCCCUGUGGAACACCGCGGCUGGCCUCAGGCGUAACAUCAGCCUGGAGCUGGUGGUUAAUGUACCCCCCCACAUCCACGAAAAGGAGGCCUCCUCCCCCAGCAUCUAUUCCCGCCAUAGUCGCCAGGCCCUCACCUGCACGGCCUACGGGGUGCCCCAUCCUCUCGGCAUCCAGUGGCACUGGCGGCCGUGGACACCCUGCAGGACCUUCAGCCAGCGCAGCCUCAGCCAGCAGCGGCAGCAGCGAGACCGAAUGCCACAGUGCCAGGACUGGAGGGAGGUGACCACACAGGAUGCUGUGAACCCCAUUGAGAGCCUGGACACCUGGACAGAGUUUGUAGAGGGCAAAAAUAAGACGGUGAGCAAGCUGGUGAUCCAGGAGGCCAAUGUGUCCGCCAUGUACAAGUGCCUGGUCUUCAACAAAGUGGGUCAGGAUGAGCGGCUCAUCUACUUCUACGUGACCACCAUCCCCGACGGCUUCAGCAUAGAGGCACAGCCAUCAGAAGAGCCCCUGGAGGGCCAGGCCGUGCGCCUGAGCUGCCGGGCUGACAGCUACACAUACGAGCAUCUGCACUGGUACCGCCUCAACCUGUCCGCGCUGCACGACGCGCAGGGGAACCCACUGCUGCUUGACUGCAAGAGCGUGCACCUGUUUGCCACGCCACUGGCCGCCAGCCUGGAGGAGGUGACGCCCGGCGAGCGCCACGCCACGCUCACCCUCACCAUCCCCAGUGUGGCGCCGGAGCACGAAGGCGACUACGUGUGUGAGGUGCAGGACCGGCGCAGCCGUGACAAGCACUGCCAUAAGAAGUACCUGUCUGUGCAGGCCCUAGAAGCCCCACGGCUCACACAGAACCUAAGCGACCUCCUGGUGAAUGUGAGUGAUUCCUUGGAGAUGCGGUGCCCAGUGGCUGGGGUGCACGUACCCAGCAUCGUGUGGUACAAAGAUGAGAGGCUGCUGGAAGAAGAGUCUGGAAUCGACCUGGCGGACUCGAACCAGAGGCUGAGCAUCCAGCGCGUGCGCGAGGAGGAUGCGGGCCACUAUCUGUGCAGUGUGUGCAACGCCAAGGGCUGCGUCAACUCCUCUGCCAGCGUGGCUGUGGAAGGCUCUGAGGAUAAAGGCAGCAUGGAGAUCGUGAUCCUUGUUGGCACCGGGGUCAUCGCUGUCUUCUUCUGGGUCCUCCUUCUCCUCAUCUUCUGUAACAUGAGCAGGCCAACCCACGCAGACAUCAAGACUGGCUACUUGUCCAUCAUCAUGGACCCUGGGGAGGUGCCUUUGGAGGAGCAGUGUGAAUACCUGUCCUAUGACACGAGUCAGUGGGAGUUCCCCCGGGAACGGCUGCACCUGGGGAGAGUCCUCGGCCACGGGGCCUUUGGGAAGGUGGUGGAAGCCUCAGCCUUCGGCAUCAACAAGGGCAGCAGCUGUGACACUGUGGCCGUGAAAAUGCUGAAAGAGGGUGCCACAGCCAGCGAGCAUCGCGCCCUGAUGUCGGAGCUCAAAAUCCUAAUCCACAUUGGUAACCACCUGAACGUGGUCAACCUCCUGGGGGCUUGCACCAAGCCCAAUGGCCCUCUCAUGGUGAUCGUGGAGUUUUGCAAGUAUGGCAAUCUCUCCAACUUCUUGCGCACCAAGCGGGAGGCCUUCAAUCCCCGCGCGGAGAAGUCUGCUGAGCAGCGAAGGCACUUCUGCUCCAUGGUGGAGGCCGCCAAGGCUGACCAGAGGAGGCCAGGGAACAGCGACGUGGCCCUCCUCACAAGGCUCCUAACGGGCAAGGGCGGGGCGGGGCGGGCCGCUCCAGUCCAAGAAGCCAAGGACCUGUGGCUGAGCCCGCUGACCAUGGAAGACCUUGUCUGCUACAGUUUCCAGGUGGCCCGAGGCAUGGAGUUCCUGGCCUCUCGAAAGUGUAUCCACAGAGACCUGGCCGCUCGAAACAUCUUGCUGUCAGAAAGUGACGUGGUGAAGAUCUGUGACUUUGGCCUGGCCCGGGACAUCUACAAAGACCCUGACUACGUGCGCAAGGGCAGUGCCCGGCUGCCCCUGAAGUGGAUGGCCCCCGAGAGCAUCUUCGACAAGGUGUACACCACGCAGAGUGACGUGUGGUCCUUUGGGGUCCUGCUGUGGGAGAUUUUCUCCCUGGGGGCCUCCCCAUACCCUGGGGUGCAGAUCAAUGAGGAGUUCUGCCAGCGGCUAAAAGAAGGCACCCGGAUGAGGGCCCCAGAGCUAGCCACUCCUGCCAUACGCCACAUCAUGCUGAGCUGCUGGGCGGGAGACCCCAAAGAGAGGCCUGCAUUCUCAGAUCUGGUGGAGAUCCUGGGGAACCUGCUUCAGGGCAGGGCCCAGCAGGACGAUGAGGACUGCAUGGCUCCUCGUGGUCCUCAGAGCUCGGAGGAAGGCAGCUUCUUGCAGGCGUCCACCACGGCCGUGCACAUCACAGAGACGGAUGCUGACACAGAGGACAGCCCGCUGAGCCUGCACCAGCACAGCCUGGCCGCCAGAUAUUAUAACUGUGUGUCCUUUCCGGGAUGCCUUGCCAGAGGGACUCAAACCCAGGGUUCCUCCAGGAUGAAAACGUUUGAGGAAUUUCCCAUGACCCCAACUACCUGCAAGGCUAUCGUGGACAGCCAGACGGACAGUGGGAUGGUGCUGGCCUCCGAGGAGUUUGAGCAGCUGGAGAGCAGGCACAGAGAAGAGAGCAGGCUCAGCUGUAAAGGACGGGGCAGGAAUGUGAACGUGACCACGGCCCACCUCGACCCCCAAGGGAGGCGGCGGCCCGAGCUGGGACCCCGGGGCCAGGUGUUCUACAACAGCGAGUACGGGGAGCUGGCGGGGCCCCCGGAGGAGAGCGCCAGCACCCCAGCCGCCCGAGCGCCCUUCUUCACAGACAGCAGCUACUAA
This is a messenger RNA of Rangifer tarandus platyrhynchus (Svalbard reindeer), 4098 nucleotides long. The record is from the annotation of a GenBank genome assembly. NCBI's taxonomy places the organism in Eukaryota, Metazoa, Chordata, Mammalia, Artiodactyla, Cervidae.